This is a messenger RNA of Drosophila erecta, 979 nucleotides long. Its product is annotated as cyclopentanol dehydrogenase. The transcript has a single exon. Gene Ontology annotation, molecular function: oxidoreductase activity. The record is from RefSeq and is a predicted model, not a curated record. The coding region runs from base 107 to 880 and encodes 257 amino acids. Lineage: Eukaryota; Metazoa; Arthropoda; Insecta; Diptera; Drosophilidae.
CAGACUAUCGAUAGAGUAAUCGGAUUGCAGCCCGAAAAUUGUUGACUUCUGGGUCUUCAAUGUCACCAGCCAUUAUCACUUCAGCCGAAGAGCGGAUCGCUUCAACAUGCCUAGUUUCAAAGAUAAAGUCAUCAUCGUGACCGGCGCCAGUUCGGGAAUUGGAGCGGGUACUUCAGUCCUCUUGGCCAAACUGGGCGGCCUGCUCACCAUCGUGGGCAGGAAUGUGGACAAGCUGAAGGAGACCGCGGAGCAGAUAGUGGCGGCUGGAGGAGCGCCUGCACUGCAGGUGGCGGCGGACAUGAACAGCGAGUCGGACGUCCAGGGCAUCGUAUCCGCCACGUUGGCCAAGCACGGACGCAUCGACGUGCUGGUAAACAACGCCGGGAUCUUGGAGCUGGGCAGCAUCGAGAACACCAGUCUGGAGCAGUUCGACCGCGUGAUGAACACCAACGUGCGGUCGAUCUACCAGCUGACCCACUUGGUCACACCGGAGCUGAUCAAGACCAAGGGCAACAUUGUGAACGUGUCCAGUGUCAACGGCAUCCGUUCCUUUCCCGGGGUCUUGGCUUACAAUGUUUCCAAGGCUGCCGUGGAUCAGUUCACCAGGUGCGUGGCUCUAGAGCUGGCUCCCAAGGGUGUCCGUGUAAACUCCGUGAAUCCCGGCGUGAUCAUCACCGAGCUCCAGCGUCGAGGUGGACUGGACCAGGAAGCAUAUGCCAAGUUCCUGGAGCACGCCAAGAUCACCCAUGCCCUAGGUCGCCCCGGCGAAGUCAAGGAGGUGGCUGCGGCCAUUGCCUUCCUGGCCAGCGAUGAGGCCAGCUUCAGCACCGGAAUCAGUCUGCCCGUGGACGGCGGUCGCCAUGCCAUGUGUCCCAGAUGAGAAUUGAGUUGUUUGUUCGUGAUGCAUUUACCUGCCACCAAAGUUUGGGUGGCAAUUGUUACAAAUAUUAAAGGAAAAGAAAUAUAUGUAUUUAAAGAA